CGCGGCCGAUCGGGUUCUGCGCCCCCAGCAUCCGCGCUGCCCAUGGCCGAGGCGUCCGAGCCAGACUUCGGGGCAGCCGAGGGCGCGGCGGGGCCGGCGGUGGAGACGCCGGGCUGGGAGGCGGGGGAGGACGCGGGCUCGCAGGCCGGAAGUUAUGAGACCCGACGCUGCGGGCCAGCCAAGUGGGUCAGCACCCGCGUGGAGUCCCUGGACUGGGAUUCGGCCAUCCAGACCGGCUUCACCAAGCUCCGCGGCUACGUGCAGGGCAACAACGAGCGCGAGAUGAAAAUAAAGAUGACAGCUCCAGUGAUGAGCUACGUGGAGCCCGGCCCGGGGCCUUUCAGUGAGUCUACCAUUACCAUCUCCCUCUACCUCCCCUCGGAACAGCAAUCCGAUCCGCCCCGGCCUUCCGAGUCAGAUGUCUUCAUUGAAGACAGAGCUGGAAUGACAGUGUUUGUACGGUCAUUUGAUGGAUUUUCCAGUGGCCAAAAGAACCAAGAACAACUUUUGACAUUAGCAAGCAUUCUGAGGGAAGAUGGAAAAGUUUUUGAUGAAAAGGUGUUUUACACUGCAGGCUAUAACAGUCCUUUCAAACUGCUCGACAGAAAUAAUGAAGUGUGGUUGAUUCAGAAAAAUGAGCCUUCCAAAGAAAACGAAUGAGAAAAUGAAAGGUCAUUGCCAGAGGUGAACUUUCCAUUGAAUAUAGGUGUCAACACCACCUCUUAAGUAAAGUAAGUGUAGAAUCUUCUAUUUGAGAGGACUAGUAUGAAAUCACACUCAUUUCCAGUGUGCCUUUUUAAUGCCUAAAGCUUUAUGUAGAUACACAGGUAACUGGGGGCAAGACUCUGAACAUGGAAAUCAGUUAUAAUUCUGGUGGCUUUUCUUUCUGGAAAGAUCUAGAGAAUUGCCAUGCUACCUCCUCUUCCUUGAGUCACAAUCAUGUUGUCAUGUUCCUGCAUAUGUCCAGUGCAUGUUAUACUUUCUAGAUAAUAUCAGUAAAAAUAGUUAACACUUACCUGAUAGGGACCUAUGAGGCUGGAGUGGUUAAAUUCAGUUGGAAACAGAAAUAAAUCAUUUUUUUGUGGCUGCACUGUCA
Perognathus longimembris pacificus (Pacific pocket mouse) is the source of this 1096-nucleotide messenger RNA. It is a transcript of the gene Hebp2, whose product is annotated as heme binding protein 2. NCBI's taxonomy places the organism in Eukaryota, Metazoa, Chordata, Mammalia, Rodentia, Heteromyidae. The transcript has 4 exons. Gene Ontology annotation, cellular component: cytoplasm. The record is from RefSeq and is a predicted model, not a curated record. The coding region runs from base 43 to 660 and encodes 205 amino acids.